AUGACAGAUACAACCGAACCAAGCAGGGCUCCGAAACCUGCCACACGCUAUGUAUUUUUGGCCUACCCUCGCACUGCAUCUCAUCUUCUUAUGCGUAUUCUCAACGUGGAGGGACAGGGUGGGCAAACCACUCCGAAAAAUGGAUAUUUCUGGAUAACGGCUACUUUCAUGCGCAAGGACUUGAACAGUCGUCCAAUGCGUGAGUGGUCGACUGAGGAGAGGAAAAGCAUCGAAGACUUGGAGCAGCAAUGCUUUAAUGACCUUCUGAACUAUAUCAACCUUGAAGAAGCGGAGGGAGACAUAGCUAUGUUCAAAGAGCAUGUCAUGCUUCUCAAUCACCCUUUCUUCAAGUCUCGAUUCAUCCACGGGGAAAGUGCUACUAUUGGGGAGCCCAUGGCGUUGGAGGGCUAUCCAGAGGGAAUCUCAAGCUCGAGAUCAACUUUAAACCAAACUAUUCUCUCUGACGACUUUCUCAAAACUUUGAAACCAACAUUCCUCAUUCGGCAUCCAGCUUUAUCAUUUCCGUCUCUGUUCCGCUCUGUACAGAAUGAACAGCAUAAACUGUCAAUCGAAGAGCUCGGUCCAAGUGAAACAUCGCUUUUCUGGCCUAGAAGGGUUCUUGAGUUCUAUGAGGAACACCACAGACAUGGAGGCCAAGAACCCGUUGUACUGGACGCUGAUGAUGUGAUGACAUCUCAGAAGUUAAUGUUCAAGUAUGCAGAAACUGUAGGACUUGAUUCCGACAAGCUAUGUUUCUCGUGGGAAAAGGCGUCACAAGAAUAUAUUAGCAGGCAGCCACCAGUAGUCCAGGUUAUGUUAAGUUCAUUGAACUAUAGCGAUCAGAUCGACCCUGCAAAGGUUGCUGGAAAUAUUGAUAUCUCCCAGGAGGCAAUCAAGUGGCGGGAUGAAUUUGGAGAUGGAUGUAGGAGAAAGCUAGAAAGCUACGUUCGCGCAGCUAUGGCUGACUAUGAGUACAUGAGGUCAAAGAGGCUUGUACUCUAG
Messenger RNA from Fusarium graminearum PH-1, 1002 nucleotides. RefSeq lists its product as uncharacterized. The record is from RefSeq and is a predicted model, not a curated record. Lineage: Eukaryota; Fungi; Ascomycota; Sordariomycetes; Hypocreales; Nectriaceae. The transcript has a single exon. Bases 1 to 1002 code for a protein of 333 amino acids.